UUAAUAAUCAGAUUUAAAGAGGUCGUAGUCGGAUUAUACAUAUAAUCGCCGUGCAACAGAAAAGCCAUCGGGAAGUUGUGUGAGAAUGGGAGAAACAAUGAAGAAGGAAGACACGGUGAAGCUGAUUAGUGCAGAGGGUUUCGAAUUCGUCAUCGACAAGAAUGCAGCCAUGGUUUCCCAAACCAUCCGUAACAUGCUCACUUCUCCAGGUGGUUUUGCGGAAACUGAGCAUCGGGAAGUGACUUUUCCUGAAAUAAGCACCACCAUUCUCGAGAAAAUUUGCCAGUACUUUUACUGGUCUCUUCAGUACGCCAGUGGGAAGGAGACUGAAUUCCAUAUUGAACCUGAACUGACUCUGGAACUGAUGAUGGCUGCAAAUUAUUUGCACACUUGACAAAUCUCCUCCUCGACAACGUCUGAUUCUUGACCAUGGAUGGUUGAGGAUGAGUUUGUUGGCAAGCUGAAGAUGAGUGUAAUCAGAAGAGGUAGAUGUAUUGAUGUUUAGUAAGCAGAGUAUUAGGAAAUGGGUCCAUAAAAACAAUAUGUUUGAAAUAUAUACAUAUAAAAAUGUGUAAUUGUACUGUAAAUAUUGAAUUGUUGCAAUAAAACUGGAGUAGUUGACAUUAAAAACG
Cynara cardunculus var. scolymus (artichoke) is the source of this 632-nucleotide messenger RNA. RefSeq names its product elongin-C. Gene Ontology annotation, molecular function: protein-macromolecule adaptor activity. Bases 86 to 394 code for a protein of 102 amino acids. Lineage: Eukaryota; Viridiplantae; Streptophyta; Magnoliopsida; Asterales; Asteraceae. Gene Ontology annotation, cellular component: elongin complex. The record is from RefSeq and is a predicted model, not a curated record. Gene Ontology annotation, biological process: ubiquitin-dependent protein catabolic process. The transcript has 4 exons.